Molecule: messenger RNA, 785 nt
Organism: Rhagoletis zephyria (snowberry fruit fly)
Lineage: Eukaryota; Metazoa; Arthropoda; Insecta; Diptera; Tephritidae
Source: RefSeq, a predicted model, not a curated record
AUAAAUACACCCUUUUUAGACUCGGAUAUGAUGAUUCUUAUGGUGAAACAAAUAGCGGCCGAAGUGGUGAAGGUACUGAAGAUCUUACCGAUACGGACCCCUCACUUUUGGUACCACAAACAGUUAUGAUCAAGGAAGAAGUUGAUGAAGAGCAACAUGAACUACCACAAGCAGAUAAUUCAAUAACUCCUGGGUUUCCUAGUGAAAGAGGCAUAGCGGAUAAUUCCAUUUAUCCAGUAAAGCAAGAACGUACUGAGCCUGAGGUUGUAAUGGAAGGAGGCGGAGACAACUAUACCAAUGAUUACGGAAAUUAUGACGAUUAUACCAACAAUGAUGAUGAGGAAGAUCCUAUUUAUCCAAGAGAUGAGGAAGAUGAAAAUAAUUAUGAUGAUUUAGUUGAACAAUCUUUAUUGGGAGGAAAUAACGGAGCGGACUCUGGUCUAGCAAUGCAUAUAAAGGAUCGUAAAAUGAUACAAUUCCUUAUCGAUUCAUAUAGGCGCAAUACUUUCUUGUGGGACCACCGUCAUCCACAAUUUCGUGAUCGGGCCAAACGUCAGCACUUUCUUGAGUGGAUUGUAAUGGAAUUCAAACGACGUUUUAAUUUGUCAUUGGCUAAAGAUGCAGUUACUCGCAAGUGGGACAAUUUACGCACUGUAUAUAAAAGAGAGUGUAAUCGUAUGGCAUUGGAAAAUACUAAUAUCAGUACAUUGUGGUAUUUCAAGGACUUACAUUUCAUUAAUCGGUUAUAUGGUGGCAAUCAAAAGAUGACGGAGGCUAUUGUGAAG